This is a messenger RNA of Bemisia tabaci, 2091 nucleotides long. It is a transcript of the gene emp, whose product is annotated as epithelial membrane protein. Lineage: Eukaryota; Metazoa; Arthropoda; Insecta; Hemiptera; Aleyrodidae. The record is from RefSeq and is a predicted model, not a curated record. Gene Ontology annotation, molecular function: scavenger receptor activity. Gene Ontology annotation, cellular component: lysosome; cytoplasm; membrane.
CCUGCCGUCAGUCGGCUCGUUCCUCGCUCAGCAACGGUUUCGCGUCUCCAGAGAGUGCGAUGUUCGCCGCGUGACGUCCCGGUUCCCUGUGAUUGUGAACUUUGAAGUUCCUGUCUCAAUCGAACGAACCAACUUUACUUCCCCUUGCGGAAUAUGGUGCAAAGUUAACGACUGCAAGUGUAGCUAGUUUUGACGUUGAGUCAAUCUUGUACAGAUCUUUAGUGGAUUUAUUUUGUGUGCCAAAUCAAAUUUAGUCAUCAUGAAAAGCACUCAAGGAAAGUUAUGUGCCAAACUCUCGAGCAGUUUCCUAAGGAAGUGGUGGCUCGUAAUUGUUGCAGCCUUAGUUUUAUUGUUCGCCGGAGUAAUAGUAGCAUUAUUUUUCACUGCCUGGGUUAAUUUAGUCAUCGAUAAUCAAAUCACACUAAAAUCUGGCGGUCAAGUGUUCGAAAUGUGGAGGAAGCCUCCAGUGCACCCUGUAAUGAAAGUGUACAUUUACAACGUCACGAAUGCCGACGAAUUCCUUAACGACGGCCAGAAGCCAGUGCUCGAGGAGCUUGGACCUUUUGUCUACGUCGAAACGUGGGAAAAGGUGAACCUGACAUUUAACGAGAACGGUACGCUGACGUUCAACCAGAGAAAAAUCUUCAGGUUCGACCCCGAACAAUCCGUCGGCUCCGAAGAUGAUAUGGUCGUCGUCCCCAACAUUCCUAUGCUCAGCGCUACUUCUCAAAGUAAACAUGCGGCGAGAUUCUUAAGGCUGGCCAUGGCCUCCAUCAUGGACAUCCUGAAAAUCAAGCCCUUCGUCGAAGUAUCCGUUGGACAGCUCCUCUGGGGAUACGAAGAUCCGCUUCUGAAACUUGCCAAAGACGUCGUUCCGAAAGAACAAAAGCUCCCAUACGAUGAAUUCGGUCUGCUCUACGGGAAAAACGGAACUGGUAAAGACAACAUGACCGUCUUCACUGGAGCAGAUGACAUCACGAGGUUCGGGCUGGUUGACAAAUUCAACGGCAAAAGCAACUUGGGCCACUGGAAGACAGACAAAUGUAACAGGAUCGACGGAAGUGACGGCUCCAUCUUCCCGCCACACAUGACUCAAAACACAACCAUUUACGUUUUCGACAAGGACAUCUGCAGACUUCUACCCCUUGUUUACAAGCAAACUGUGAUCACCAACGGUCAAGUCGAAGGUUACCGUUUCACCCCACCGAAAGACGUCUUCGCCGAUGCCUCCGUCAACCCAGAGAACGACUGCUUCUGCCCAUCUGGACCACCUUGCGCUCCAAGCGGAAUGAUGAACGUCAGUGCUUGCCAGUUUGAUUCUCCUGUCCUCCUAUCUUUCCCUCACUUCUACUUGGGAGACCAGAAAUACAGAGAGGCUGUUGAAGGUAUCAGCCCCCCUGACCCAGAGAAACACGAGAUGUACAUUGAUGUACAACCCGAAAUGGGAGUUACUCUGCGAGCUAGAGCCAGAAUCCAAAUUAAUCUUGCCGUUAGCCAAGUAAUUGACAUCAAACAAGUAGCAACCUUCCCUGACAUUGUAUUCCCCAUCAUGUGGUUCGAAGAGGGAAUCGAAGGUCUGCCGAACGAGGUAACCGACCUGCUCCGACUGGCGACUUCAGCGCCUCCGGUGGCGAAGGCCGCCCUCACCUGGACCCUGUUCCUGGCCGGUGCCGUCCUCCUAGUCCUGGCCGUCGGCUGUCUCAUCCACAACUCCGGCCGACAGGAGACCCUCAGCCUGGAGGGCACGGCCCACUACGCCGCCAACGAGAAGAGCCGGCGGAUGAAGGCCGCCGCCGCAGCCGCCUCCGCCAACGGAAACGGGAAGUCGCCCUCCGGGGUCAACCCCGCCUUCAUGGACGACAACGCCACAUAAUCUUAAGGCUCAAACAGCUUUCGAGUCUCUCAUACCGGGAAGCGCAAAUUGAGUCAUGGGAACUUUAGCAUGGGCAUCGAGAUAAAAGUCCAUUUGGAUCAAUAGGAUCAUUAGGUCAGUUCGACGGCAUAACGUUCGAAGGAACCAAAUUUCUUUUACUCAUUUCAAAAUCAACAAUAUCUGUCAUUGAUUUUGCUUAUGGAGAUACGUAAUUUUGU